This is a messenger RNA of Priapulus caudatus, 392 nucleotides long. RefSeq names its product calcium-activated potassium channel slo-1-like. The transcript has a single exon. Lineage: Eukaryota; Metazoa; Priapulida; Priapulimorpha; Priapulimorphida; Priapulidae. The coding region runs from base 36 to 392 and encodes 118 amino acids. The record is from RefSeq and is a predicted model, not a curated record.
GGAGGAACCCGUGAGGAGGUCGCGCGGUCGUCGCGAUGCCGUCGUUCGAGGGCGGCAGCAUCGAGGAGGAUGAAUGCAUGCAGCAGGAACCGCUGUGGUGGGCGUUCGUCGUCUCCUCCGUCGCCACCUUUCUCGUCUGCAUCUUCGCCGUCUGCGCCUACCGCUUCUGCGUCUACCUGUGCUGCCGGCCCUGGAAGGAGGACCCCGAGUAUGAGGCGCCGAAGGUGGUGCCGCCGACGCCGCCCGCCGGAAAGCCGGCGACGCCUCUAUCGGCGACGCCCGAAGAAGGAGAGGUCACGUGGAUGACGGAGGCGAAGGACUGGGCCGGCGAGCUGAUAUCCGGGCAGACGACCACCGGACGCAUACUGGUGAGUGAUGGUGGCGACACCUAG